Molecule: messenger RNA, 4230 nt
Organism: Vicugna pacos (alpaca)
Lineage: Eukaryota; Metazoa; Chordata; Mammalia; Artiodactyla; Camelidae
Gene: CHML
Product: CHM like Rab escort protein
Biological process (GO): vesicle-mediated transport; small GTPase-mediated signal transduction; intracellular protein transport
Cellular component (GO): cytosol; cytoplasm; Rab-protein geranylgeranyltransferase complex
Molecular function (GO): GDP-dissociation inhibitor activity
Source: RefSeq, a predicted model, not a curated record
GCGCUGGCUUUCGCGUCCCGCCUGAGGGGCGGCGGGUUGGGGCGCCAUGGACUACGCGUGGGACAGCUUCAGCAACAGCCUGUCCGAAGAGUUCCAGUCCGAAAUGCAUAUGUGAUACAUUUUGACAUUCACUGCUAAGAUGAAAUGCAGAAAUGAACACCACACACUCAUUUUAGUAUUCUGAGGUAUGAUUAGAUGUACUUUAUCAUGUUUUUAUGCUGCUGACCUAUAAGGGGGAAAAAAAACAAUAAUAGGGUAACAGUUAAGUAACACCUAGGACCCGCAGCCUCAGUACUUCUGGAGUGACCUGAAACAUCACAAGGAGGGUUUUAUUACAGCAUAUUCACACCUCAUCUGAGCCCUCAGCCUGGGCUCAUACACGUUUCCUUCAUCAGAAGUUGUAACCAGGCACUUUACCUCCCAAGAUGGCCAACAGUCUCCCAACAGAGUUUGAUGUGGUUGUAAUAGGGACAGGUCUGCCCGAAUCCAUCCUUGCAGCUGCAUGUUCCAGAAGUGGUCAGAGGGUUCUGCAUCUUGACUCAAGAAGUUACUAUGGAGGAAACUGGGCUAGUUUCAGCUUUUCAGGAUUGCUCUCCUGGUUGAAGGAGUAUCAGCAGAACAGUGACAUUGGGGAAGAAGGUAGCACCGCAUGGCAAGACCUGGUCUAUGAAACAGAAGAAGCCAUCACUCUUUGCAGGAAGGAUGAAACCAUUCAACACACAGAAGUUUUCUGUUAUGCCAGUCAAGAUGUGAAUGAUAACGUUGAAGAGACUGAUGUUCUGCAGAAAAGUCCUUCCUGGGUCGCAUCUAGUACCCUCAUUAAACCUCUGGAUUCUGCGUGCUUAUCUGAAGAAACACAUCCGUUAUAUGUGAGUAGCUAUGAAAUGCCUGCCAAAGACACUACAAAAAACAAUGGAGAAGUAACUGAUGCAGCAGAAACCCUGGUGAAAGAAUAUUGUAGAUAUAAAACUUAUAAACACACAGUUUCAGAUGGAGCUAAAGACGAAACCAGACCUAUCUUGGAAGACAACAGUGAUCCACCAAAGAGAAAUAGGAUUACUUACUCUCAAAUAGUUAAAGAAGGCAGGAAGUUUAAUAUUGAUUUGGUGUCAAAGCUGCUUUAUUCUCAAGGAUUGCUAGUUGAUCUUUUAAUCAAAUCAAAUGUUAGUCGUUAUGCAGAAUUUAAAAAUGUCACUAGGAUUCUUGCAUUUCGAGAAGGAAAAGUAGAACAGGUGCCUUGUUCCAGAGCAGAUAUCUUUAAUAGCAAAGAGCUCACAAUGGUUGAAAAGAGGAUGCUAAUGAAAUUUCUUACAUUUUGUUUAGACUAUGAACAACAUCCUGAUGAAUACCAAGCUUUUGUGCAGUCCUCAUUUUCAGAAUACUUAAAAACCAAAAAAUUAACCCCCAACCUCCAGCAUUUUGUACUACAUUCAAUUGCAAUGAUGUCGGAGUCACCUUGCACUACAAUAGAUGGCCUUAAAGCAACAAAGAACUUUCUUCAGUGUCUUGGACGGUUUGGCAACACUCCCUUUUUACUUCCCUUGUAUGGCCAAGGCGAAAUUCCCCAGUGUUUCUGCAGAAUGUGUGCAGUCUUUGGUGGAGUCUAUUGUCUUCGCCAUAAAGUACAAUGCCUUGUAGUUGACAAAGAAUCUGGAAGAUGUAAAGCAAUUAUAGAUCACUUUGGUCGAAGAAUAAGUGCUAAAUAUUUCAUUGUGGAGGAUAGUUACCUUUCUGAGGAAACAUGCUUAAAUGUGCAGUACAAGCAGAUCUCCAGGGCAGUGCUCAUUACGGACCAGUCUGUACUAAAGGCAGAGUCAGAUCAGCAGAUUUCCGUUUUGAUAGUGCCUCCAGUGGAACCAGGAGCAUGUGCUAUUCGCAUCACUGAACUGUGUUCUUCAACCAUGACAUGCAUGAAAGACACCUAUCUGGUACAUCUGACCUGUUCAUCUUCUAAAACAGCAAGAGAAGACUUAGAAUCAGUGGUGAAGAAAUUAUUUACCCCAUAUGCUGAAACAGAGAUAGACAAGGAAGAACUUAAAAAGCCAGGACUCUUGUGGGCUCUUUAUUUUAAUAUGAGAGAUUCCUCAGGAGUCAGCAGAAGCUCAUAUAAUGGCUUGCCUUCCAAUGUUUAUGUCUGCACUGGGCCUGACUGUGGACUAGGAAGUGAGCAUGCAGUCAAGCAAGCUGAAACACUGUUCCGGGAGAUCUUUCCAAGUGAGGAAUUCUGCCCACCACCUCCAAAUCCAGAAGACAUUUUCUUUGAGGGUGAUGACAAGCAGCCAGAGCCUUCUGGAACCAGUAACAUAGUGAUGGCCAAACUAGAAUCCUCUGAGGGAAGCAAAAACCUACAAAGCCCAGGAAAGCACCUUCAAAAUUAGAAAAAAAGCAAACUGGAAGUGCUAUUUUGGACCUUCAUCCUGGCAUCAGAAUAUUCUUACUUAAAGGACAAUUUCCUAUAUGAGUGAUUAUAUAAUGAAUGCUAUGCAGAUGUUGUCUAUAAUUCUCCUUGAGACAUUGUCAUUGGAUGUCUUUGUAAACCUGUCAAUAAUCGAUUUAUUGGUUAUUGGACUACUUUGUUUCCGAAUGGGCUCCAUGACUCAGAACCUUAAACAGGACUAGCUUUAUUUUAGCACUGGAUGUGUAUGUGAGGAUUCCAUAAUAGCAGUGGUGCGUAAAGGAAGGUCAUAUUGUAUCUGCUACUGAUCUUCAGAUUUUAUUAUUGUCUACAGAACAAUAAUAUCUAAGGAAUAUUUUAAUUACUUAUGCAGCUUAUUACAGUUGCUACCACCUCUGAAUAGUGAAACACACACACAGUGGAAGUUAUGUGGGUCUUUUGUUUAUAAUAUAAACAUAUAAACAUAGUUGCAAUAGCAACUAAUGCAAGUGCCACUAUGAUAAAAUACUUUUGUCUGUAAUUGUUGAAAGAAUAGCUUUGCAUGAUCCUUUAUUUGUGAAGGUGAUGUUUACAGUACAUCCUACAGCUUAAUUCUCCUACUUGACCCUUGUAACCAGUGAGACAGUGACACCACCGUAGUCUUCUACAUUGCAAAAAGAGUCAGAGAGUUCAGUUAGUAGUUGAAGUGCUCAUUCUUGGGAGGUUUGGUCCAAAAAAAAUCUAGGGGAAAAGAUUAGUUCUAUUUUAAUAUUUCAGAAAAUUUCUGCAGAGCACUGCUCUGGCAUGUAAAAGAAAAUAAUUUCUAAGUAACUGAGACUAAAAGAAAAAAUAAAUUGCUCCAGGAAAAUAUAUUUUAGAAUGCCUGUUCUGAAAUUCUUAAGGAGAAACUGAGUGAAGCAUUUUUAACUUGGGAUUUCAGAUGGUUUUUAAUAGCCACUUGUAAAUAGAUUUGCCAAGGUUUCUUGAUGAAAGUGAAGUACUGUUUGGCUCCACCACUUGAAUUAGCAGCACUAGCUACAAUUGAUAGGAGUGAAUCAAAGGAGGAUUUACCAUGUCCCUCUGCUUGUGUCCCACCCCACAAAUAAUGAGGUAACCACCUUCAUAAUCAACUCCUACCGCUUAGCGUUAUCUGGAGGAUAGAAACUUUUUUUUUUCUUUCCCAAGAACAAUCAGAAGUCAUGAAAGCUGGUUGUACUCCAGGGGUGUAAGCUUGUGGAGCUGUCGGAGGUAAACUUCCCUCCCUUCCAGUCCCUGUUCCCAUUCCUCAGACAGAGAAUUAUAAUCCCAUAGGAAGUGAGCCCUUUAAUUACAGUUUUUGUCCUGAACAAAGCAUUUACGAUGUGCUAGGCACUUACUGUGCUCUCUCAUUACAGUUUCUCAGCAACUCUGUCAGGCAGAUAUUAUUGAAUACAUUUUCAAAGAGGAAAUAAAGACUUAAUAAUUUGCUCUGAGUCUGGCUUGUUGAAGAGCCAACACUGGAAUCUAGGCUUUCAUGAUUUCAAAAUCUUUCCACUAACCUUAACUAUUAGAAGAGUGUAGGUACUGUAGGAGAAGGAAAAUAUGCUCAUGAAAACCAGUAUAGCAUUGCUAGUGAAGCAGAGUAGACACACGUCUCAACUUACUGAGUCAGAGAAAUAUGAAAAUAAAGGUUAAUUGAAAGUAAGUAAAGUUUAGCACUGUGGAGCUCAUUAAAGCAGAAUUUGUCUAAGUUUUAACAAAGUAAUGCUUUUUAAUGUAUCUUUUGAUUUGAACAUUGUGUUGUAAAAAAGUAACAUGUUACUAGACCAAAGUAGGCUCUGAAUAGUCUAUUGUUGCUCCUCUAUAUGUGAAAAAAA